GGUAGAGGGUCGGACGGAAGGAGCCAUUCAUUCUUCUGUGGUGAAAACGUGGAGGAGGAUGAGGAGCCUCUAAGGGAGGAAAAAAAUCAAGGUUGAAUCGAAACAGAUAGUCAGACCAACACUACACAAAGUUCAGAGAAGGCACAAACAGAUCAUUGAGCACUGAGGAGUUCACAGCUUCAGAUUCGCGCAGACAGCAGUUACACGUUGUGCUGAUUUUUUGAGUCUUACAUCUGGAUUUCCCUGAAGAGAUUUUGCCUGCGUAUCCACUGCCGGAUUCCACACAGGAGGUGUGUUUGAUGUGACGCCAGCAGGCUGGCUCAGGGAACACAACUUCAAUACAAUGUAGACACCAAAAACCAAGCGGAAUAAGAGUCUGAAGACCACACCGACAGAAGGAGGGUGAGCUCAAGGAGGAGGAGGAACAGCUGUGUUGAAGCGACACCAGCAGAAAGAUAAGGAGUGAGAGAAGUGGAGAGAAAAACAGGGAAGGAGCAGACUGUGAAUCAUUGACGUGAACCUUUUGUGUACAGCAGUGUCACCUGCUUCUUCCUCUGAAGGGUUUACUCGCUGACACGUCUCCACUGCAGAAGGAUCACACCCAUAGUUCUCUGUCUUUUGAGGACCUUCUAUCCGCAUUCCAGCUUUUCAUCUCUCAUCAGUGUCGAAAUCUGAACAGAGGGACCCAUCCAGCCACCGUCAGCAUGUGCCAUGUUAUUGUCACCUGUCGCUCCAUGCUGUGGACUCUGCUGAGUAUUGUUGCCGCGUUCGGGGAGCUCAUCGCCUUCAUGAGCACUUACUGGCUUGUCGGAGUCCCCCGUGCAUCUAAUGCAGUUAUCGGCCCCCAUGGGGCCACCACAGCUGGAGAGGCUUACAGGCCCACUUUAGGCAUCUAUGGUCGCUGUAUAAAACUUCCUCACCUGGAGCGGGGAGUACUGUGUGGACCCUACGCGGUACAUUUUGGAGAGAUUGCCAGCGGGUUCUGGCAGGCUACUUCUAUCUUCCUGGCUGCAGGGAUCCUGUUGCUGUGCGCCGUGGCAUUCAUUUCCGUCUUCACCAUGUGCUUUCAAAGCAUCAUGAAGAAGAGCAUCUUUAAUGUGUGUGGACUGCUGCAAGGAAUCGCAGGUCUGUUCCUGAUCCUGGGUCUGAUGCUGUACCCUGCUGGCUGGGGUUCAGACAAGGUCCAGCUGUACUGUGGACAGGACGCUGCACCGUACCGGGCUGGUCUCUGCUCCAUGGGCUGGGCCUUUUACACCGCCAUGGGUGGCACUGUGCUCACCUUCGUCUGCGCUGUCUUCUCUGCUCAAGCUGAGAUCGCCACCUCCAGCGACAAGGUUCAGGAGGAGAUCGAGGAGGGAAAGAGCCUGAUCUGCCUCCUCUGAAGCUCAGAUAACAUUUGUGUGGGGGAGAGAAGAAGGAUGAGGCAGAGAUGGGCCACUAAUGACCUGCCCCUGGUCUUCUGCCUAUUCUAAUAAAGCUGGCCUGUGAAAUGGAGGCCCCUGCAUUGUUUACCACUAAUACUGACUCUUAUCCUGUCUCAGUUUUGUGUUUGAAGUGGGAGAAACUUAUAAGUGCCAAUUUUAUUUUUUCUCAGUGUGUGUCUUUGUCUUUCUGCUACUAGAGGUGCUGUGUCUGUUUAUUAUAUUCAUUUUAACCAUGUGGAUGCCCUGUGAGGCCUGUGUCUGUCACCACAUGUUCUGUAAAUAAGCGUGAUUUUAUAUAUAUAUAAAUAUAUAUUUUGUACAUAGUUAUGAUCGCCAAAUGAUGGUCAGCUUCAUCCAGGCUGGGCUGAUGAUGUCACUCUUGCCUUAAAAAACAAACAAAAAAAAUCAACAAAAAAAAAAAUAAAAAAAAAACUGGAUUAACUGUUAAGAAGAGAACCACUAGUCAGU
This is a messenger RNA of Archocentrus centrarchus (flier cichlid), 1892 nucleotides long. It is a transcript of the gene lhfpl2a, whose product is annotated as LHFPL tetraspan subfamily member 2a. NCBI's taxonomy places the organism in Eukaryota, Metazoa, Chordata, Actinopteri, Cichliformes, Cichlidae. Bases 705 to 1382 code for a protein of 225 amino acids. The transcript has 4 exons. The record is from RefSeq and is a predicted model, not a curated record. Gene Ontology annotation, cellular component: membrane.